Messenger RNA from Colletotrichum gloeosporioides, 2316 nucleotides. RefSeq lists its product as uncharacterized. The record is from RefSeq and is a predicted model, not a curated record. Bases 1 to 2316 code for a protein of 771 amino acids. The transcript is spliced from 3 exons. Lineage: Eukaryota; Fungi; Ascomycota; Sordariomycetes; Glomerellales; Glomerellaceae.
AUGUCCUUUGAAUCUGGUGAACACGACGAGAGUUAUUCUGACGAAUACGAGGAAGACCUUAGCCCAGAAGACUCAGCUUCUGUCGGCCAUCAAAGAUUCCGCCCGCAACAAACUCGAGCUGCAUCCCGUCACCACGAGCUCCCACAGCACCCGCAGCAGCGCGAACAACUAGCGUAUCGCCCACCCGUCAAUUACGUUGAUCCGUAUCGGCCCGGUUCAGUGCCGAAUCCCCCAGAAAGCGUGGAUCCCUCAGAGGAAUACCACCCGGCCUAUGGCCACCGCGGUGGCUACGGUGCCCGCGCACCUCCGGCCGCCCAUGGCGGGCCGCAAGGUCAUGUCGGCCAUGCCGGUCACAAUCCCUAUUUCCCAAGCGGCCGGGGUCACAACGGCCACCCUCAGAGCGCCUAUCAACAACAUCAACAUAGUCAUGUAGGCUAUAUGGGUCAAAGCCCAUACGGAGCUCCUCCCAAUACCAUGGUUCCUUACGGUUAUGGCGGUCCCCCGGGCCACAAUCCCUUCUCGCCAAUGUCCAAUGGAAGCGGUCAGAGCUAUUUCGGAGAGCAGCCGCGCAACUCUCAAUAUGACAUGAUGCCCUACAAUCAGCCACAGCCCCCUGCUUUCUACGGCCAUGGACCCGGUGGACCUGGAGGCUACCAAAUGCCGCCGCACAUGGCCCAGUACCUAUACUCCCAAGCUGCUCCACCUCCUCCACCUACGGAAGUUGGUCCGCCCAAGACUCCCGCGCCUGCCCCGCCGCCGUCACCGCCGAAGCCAGACCCAGAGAAGAUCAAGUUGCAGGAACAAAUUGAACUCUUCAAGGCAGAGCAGGCUCGCAAGGAGGAGGCCGAGCGCCGGCGUGAGCUUGAGGAGAAGAUUCGGAAGGAUGCCGAGGACGCCAUCGCCCGGCGGAUGGAGGAGAUGAGGAAGGCCCAAGAAGACGCGCGAAAGGAAAUCGAAAGGGCCAAGAAGGAGGCUGAACAAGCUGCCCGUGAGGCUAUUGAGGCUGAGCGCAAAGCUGAGGAGCAAAGGCAGAAGCUGCACCAGGAAGCCAUGGCCAGAGCUGAGCGUGAGGCAAGAGAAAAGUACGAGGCCGAGCUUAAGGCCCAUGCCGAAGCAAAGGCCGCUGAAGCAAAGGCCCGCGCGGAUGCUGAGGCAGCUGCCCAAUUGAAGCUCGAGCUGGCCAUCAAGGCUCAAGAGGAUGCCAGAAUUGCCGCCGAGAAGAAGGCUGCGGAAGAUGCCGCAGCGAAGGCCAAGUAUGAGGCAGAGAUGAAGGCCACGGCUGAGAGAGAAGCCCGGGAGAAGAUUGCGGCCGAGAAGAAGGCGGCAGAAGAAGCCGCGGCAGCCAAGGCCAAGUACGAGGCCGAAAUGAAGGAGAAGGCCGAGAAGGAGGCCCGCGACAAGAUCGCGGCCGAGAAGCAGGCUGCAGCGGAUGCCGCCGCAGCUAAGGCCAAAUACGAGGCGGAUAUGAAGGAGAAGGCCGAGAAGGAGGCUCGUGACAAGAUUGAAGCCGAGAAGAAGGCUGCAGCGGACGCUGCCGAAGCUAAGGCCAAAUACGAGGCGGAUAUGAAGGAGAAGGCUGAGAAGGAGGCUCGCGACAAGCUGGCGGCGGAGGCAAAGGCCGCGGCAGACGCCGAAGCUGCUGCCGCUGCGGCCAAGAAAGCCGAAGACGAGCUCAAGAAGAAGGCUGCCGAAGAUGCCAAGGCCAAGUACGAGGCCGAGACCAAGAAGAAGGAAGGGAAGCUGCCGAUCAAGUUCAAGGAUGCCGUCGGCCGCAAGUUCAGCUUCCCAUUCCACAUCUGCGCCACCUGGACGGGUAUGGAAGAGCUCAUCAAACAAGCUUUCCUCCACGUGGAUAUCAUCGGGCCCCAUGUCCAGGAAGGACACUACGAUCUCAUCGGCCCCAAUGGUGAGAUCAUCCUUCCCCAAGUGUGGGAGAGGGUUGUCGAGCCCGACUGGACCAUUGAGAUGCGCAUGUGGCCCAUGGAAAAGGCGCAGCCAGCUCCGCCCCCGGGCAUGUUCCCUCCAGGUGUGAGACCUGCACCAGGACAACACCAGAGGCCUAGGUCCAUGGGGGGAGCAGGAGGUCUGCCGCCGGGUUUCCCGAGGCCCGGGGGUGGUGGCGGGGUUCCACCACCACCGCCGGGUUGGGCAGGUAACGGCCCGCCACCGCCGCCGCCUGUUGGCGCCAUGCCUCCCGGCCGUGGUCCGCGUGUCAUCAAUGUUGGUCCGGCACCUGAGAAGAAACGUCAGUCCAAGGGAGGGCAGGGAUCCAUGCUCAGCUGGAUGGCCGGCGCCAAACCCGCAAAGAAGAAGUAA